AUGCCUUCCGCGACCGGCUCCAGCUGGGAAAAGUACCAGAAGAACUUUGCCGACGAUGAGGUAGAAGAGAAGAAAAUCACACCUCUUUCUGACGAGGAUAUCCAAGUACUCAAGACGUAUGGCGCCGCUCCAUAUGGAACCGCCCUCAAGAAACUCGAGAAGGAGAUCAAAGACAAACAGCAGAGCGUCAAUGAGAAGAUUGGCGUGAAAAUACCGGACUCGCACCACCACAUCUAUGGGAUGUCGCCGCCGACCGUCAACGCAUAUGAGAAAGGCGACGAGUCGAAGAGCAAAUAUGUUAUCAACGUUAAGCAAAUCGCAAAGUUCGUCGUUCAACUUGGCGAGCGCGUCAGUCCGACAGAUAUCGAAGAAGGCAUGCGAGUGGGCGUCGACCGCAACAAGUAUCAGAUCAUGCUGCCGCUACCGCCCAAGAUCGAUGCCAGCGUUACCAUGAUGACAGUCGAGGAAAAGCCGGAUGUGACCUAUGGCGAUGUCGGUGGCUGCAAAGAACAGGUCGAGAAGCUGCGGGAAGUUGUCGAGAUGCCAUUGCUCUCGCCAGAGCGAUUCGUGAACUUGGGUAUCGACCCUCCCAAGGGUGCCUUGCUGUACGGGCCCCCAGGAACAGGCAAGACACUUUGCGCGAGAGCCGUUGCCAACAGGACCGAUGCUACCUUCAUCCGAGUCAUUGGUUCUGAGCUCGUGCAGAAGUACGUCGGUGAGGGUGCGAGGAUGGUGCGCGAGCUGUUCGAGAUGGCGCGAACGAAGAAGGCCUGUAUCAUCUUCUUCGACGAGAUUGACGCCGUGGGUGGUGCCCGUUUCGACGACGGCGCCGGUGGAGACAAUGAGGUCCAGCGAACAAUGUUGGAGCUCAUCACACAGCUGGACGGUUUCGAUGCGCGAGGAAAUAUCAAGGUCAUGUUCGCCACCAACAGACCCUCGACUCUCGACCCAGCUUUGAUGCGUCCCGGUCGUAUCGACCGCAAGAUCGAGUUCUCCCUACCUGACCUCGAAGGUCGUGCAAACAUUCUCCGAAUCCACGCCAAGAGCAUGUCCGUCGAGCGCGACAUUCGAUGGGAGCUGAUCUCGCGUCUCUGCCCCAACAGCACAGGUGCCGAGCUUCGAAGCGUGUGCACUGAGGCCGGCAUGUACGCCAUCCGUGCGCGGAGGAAGGUAGCGUCGGAGAAGGACUUCCUCAGUGCUGUCGACAAGGUGAUCAAGGGUAACCUCAAGUUCAACUCGACAGCGACGUACAUGCAAUACAAUUAA
Messenger RNA from Emericellopsis cladophorae, 1266 nucleotides. RefSeq lists its product as uncharacterized. Bases 1 to 1266 code for a protein of 421 amino acids. The record is from RefSeq and is a predicted model, not a curated record. Gene Ontology annotation, cellular component: proteasome regulatory particle, base subcomplex. NCBI's taxonomy places the organism in Eukaryota, Fungi, Ascomycota, Sordariomycetes, Hypocreales, Bionectriaceae. Gene Ontology annotation, molecular function: proteasome-activating activity; ATP hydrolysis activity; ATP binding. Gene Ontology annotation, biological process: proteasome-mediated ubiquitin-dependent protein catabolic process. The transcript has 5 exons.